GUCACCAUCUCAAUCUCUUCUCAAAUAUAAAGUCAGCUUCUGUGGCUUUAAGAGAGAACGUAUCAAUUCCAAAUUAUCCAUUAACGCUUAAAACAAGCUUUUCCAGUUUCUUCAAUGGCAGACGCCAGAGAUUUGAUCACAAAAUUCCGCCAUUAAUCUUUCGAGCGAAGGAGAACAGAGGAUUAUCAUUACAUUACAGAGCAACCUGAGGCCCACGAACACAGCAGAGAGAAGAGAAAUUCAUAUUUUAGAGACAGCAAAAUCCCAGUCAAAAUAGUACAGAAUUUCCCCAACUGUUUCCCUUGCGAUCUUUCAAUUAAUUGCAUUGUAUAAUCGUCUCUCUCUUUCUGUCAAUUCUUCCAUGGCGAGAAUUGAUUUACAGAGAUAGAUAGGGCUUCAUAAUCGACGAAUCGCGAGUUUCUUUUCUCAAUUUUCAUCUCAAAGAAAAGCGAAAAGAGUGAUGGAUUUGAGGAAAAUCGCGGUGAUUGUUGAGGAUGUUGAAGUAGCGAGAACGGCGUUGAAAUGGACGCUCAAUAACCUAAUGCGCUAUGGCGAUUUGAUUACUCUUCUUCAUGUAUUUCCUUCUACAAGAUCCAAAAGUAGUUCCAAAGUUCGUCAUCGCCGAUUGAAGGGCUAUCAAUUAGCCCUAACUUUCAAAGACCUCUGCAUCACUUUCCCCAAUACAAAGGUAGAGAUUAUUGUGACGGAAGGCGAUCAAGAAGGUAGAAAGAUCGCGGCCAUUGUUAAAGAAAUUGGAGUUUCCGUGCUUGUAGUUGGCCUCCAUAACUAUAGCUUUCUGUACAAAAUGGCUAUGGGGGAAGAUGAUUUAGCAAGGAUUUUCAAUUGCAAAGUUCUGGCAAUCAAACAAGCAUCAACCUCAGCAGAAGAAUCACAUAAAACAAAAAAUGUGGAAGUUAUAGCUGCAGCUAUGGACAGUUCAACCAACAUGGACUUUUCCCAGAUUGAGAUUGCCAAAUUACAAAAAUUCCAUACAGAAUCUGCCCCGACCCUUCUGCGAUUAUUUGGAGAUCAAAGAAAUCAAGAAGAAGGUGGACUUUGUGACGACGGGACCAUCUUUAUUUAUCUCAAACUUUAUUUCUACUAAUGUUUGCCCCUGUUUUUUCUCUUUCCCACACCUUCUUUUUAGACAUUGCCAAUAAUGGAGACUGUCUGGUUUUUGAGGUUGUCAUUGUCGAUGACAAACGUGCCCUGUACACCACACACCCAGAGUAGGAAAAAAAAUGCAUUAAAAUUUGUAAUCCAUUUGAUCUGAUUUAUACAUAUAGGUUUUGCAGGUCCCCCCACUACCCUGAUCUUGUUUCUUUUCUCAUUCGUAUCAGUGUUCAAUUUUAGUGUAUUGUGUAUAGUAAUAACGUAUGAGUAUAGUAAGUUUUAAUUUGGUAAA
This is a messenger RNA of Benincasa hispida (wax gourd), 1405 nucleotides long. The record is from RefSeq and is a predicted model, not a curated record. Lineage: Eukaryota; Viridiplantae; Streptophyta; Magnoliopsida; Cucurbitales; Cucurbitaceae.